UUUGGCGCCUUGGCGGUAUUUUUCAUACCGCUGUUUGCUGUUUUCAGAUUUCAGACUAUUUCCCUAAUAUCUAAAAUGAAUAAAAGAAAAUCUGAUGAUCACAAGCCGUUCUUCAAAAAGUUCAAACCAAACAAUGCAAUCCAAAGGCCUCCUCUGGUAAAUAGAGACAACAGCAAAGACACCCUUGUAUUCCAAGAGCUAGAGUUAGAUCAUUAUGUCGGAAAUGUUUACCCUGGGAUGCCUGGGCCCCAAUCAGGACAGGUACCUAUUAUUCGUAUGUUUGGGAUUACAAAGGAAGGAAAUAGUGUUUGUUGUCAUGUUCACGGUUUUUCGCCAUAUUUUUACGUUAAUUUACCAAAUACAUUUAAAAAUGAUGAUUUGGCUUCAUUUAAAACAAAGCUCAAUGAUGCCCUAAUAGCCGACAUUCGUGGUGGAAACAGGGAAGGCAUCGUGGAUGCUGUAUUAAUGAUUGAAAUAGUGAAAGGGAAGAAUUUGGUUCAAUAUCGUGGCGAAGAUGAUGAGCUAUUUGCCAAAAUUACUUUGUCACAACACAAGUUUGUUCCUGCAGCCAAAAGAUUACUGAGCACCUCCAUUGUAUAUCAGCCACUUGCAGCACAUCCUUUUGAAUUUUUUGAAAGCAAUGUUGACAUUGAAACAAGAUUUAUGGUAGACACACAUAUUCUUGGUUGUGUCUGGAUCGAAUUGCCGCCUAAAACAUGGUACCCAAGAACAAGCACAUCUUCCCAUACAAAGUCCAGUAGAUGCCAAAUAGAAUGUGAUGUGUCUUGGGAGGAUUUUAUCGCCCACGCACCUGAAGGCGAUUGGGGCGAUGUGGCUCAAUAUAGGAUUCACAGUUUUGAUAUUGAAUGUGCUGGACGAAAAGGCAUUUUUCCCGAGCCGAAUGUCGAUCCUAUCAUUCAAAUUGCCAACGUAAUUCAGUUACACGGAGCCAAAGAAGUGAUGACUAGGAAUAUUUUUUGUUUGAAAUCUUGCGCUCCUAUUGGCCAUGCCGAGGUUUAUUGUUAUGAAAAAGAAGAAGAACUAUUGGAAGCUUGGGCCAGUUUUGUUAGGGAAUUAGACCCAGACAUUUUCACGGGCUAUAAUAUCAACAAUUUUGAUUUUCCAUAUCUUUUGGAUAGGGCUAAGCAUUUGAAAGUUAAAAAUUUCGAGUUUUUGGGAAGGCUUCUAAAUGUUAGAUCACAAAUAAAAGAAACAACGACCCAAACCAAAAUAGGCAAGAGGACAUACAAAACUAUUAAUUUUGAGGGUCGUGUACCGUAUGAUAUGUUUUUGGUAACAAAGAGAGAUUUUAAACUUCGGUCAUAUACUUUGAAUAGUGUUUGCCAAGAAAUUUUAGGAGAACAAAAAGAAGACGUCCACUAUAGUAUUAUUACAGAUUUGCAAAAUGGAGAUGAACAAACCAGAAGAAGGUUGGCUGUAUAUUGUCUUAAAGAUGCAGAUUUGCCUGUAAGACUUAUAAAUACAGUAUUAAGUUUUACUAAUGAUAUUGAAAUGGCCAGAGUAACAGGUGUCCCUAUAACAAGUCUAUUGACGAAAGGUGAACAAGUCAAAGUUGUGGCUCAACUGUUACGACAUGCCAGAAAAGCUGGUUACUUUAUGCCAGCCCAUCAAGGUGCAGCUGGAUCAGAACAAUUCGAGGGAGCUACUGUUAUUGAACCAGUUAGAGGCUACUACACGGAUCCGAUUGCCACCCUUGAUUUUAGUUCUCUAUAUCCCAGCAUUAUGAUAGCCCAUAAUUUAUGCUACACCACAUUGAUUAAGAGCUCUGUUAUAAAGGACAAGUUAGGAUUGUCCGAUGACCAAGUAACAACCACACCAGUCAACUGCCAAUUCGUUAAAUCUUCUUUACGACCAGGACUUUUGCCCCACAUUUUACAACACUUAUUAGCUGCGAGGAAAAAGACUAAAGCUUUACUGAAAGAUGCCAAAGAUCCUGUUUUAAAAGCUGUAUUAAAUGGCAGACAAUUGGCCUAUAAAAUAUCGGCCAACUCUGUGUAUGGAUUCACUGGAGCCCAAGUAGGGAAAUUGCCAUGUUUAGAAAUAUCUGGAAGUGUAACUGCCUACGGGCGUACGAUGAUAGAACAAACCAAACAAGAAGUAGAGCAACAGUAUACAAUUAAAAAUGGCUAUGAGAGUGACGCUAAAGUUAUUUAUGGUGAUACUGAUUCUGUAAUGGUUAAUUUUAAAGUAAAGGCUUUGGAAAAAAGUAUGGAGUUGGGUAGGGAGGCAGCUGAGUUGAUUAGUACUAAAUUUAUUAGUCCUAUAAAAUUAGAGUUUGAAAAGGUUUAUUUUCCAUAUUUGUUGAUUAAUAAGAAAAGAUAUGCAGGUUUAUAUUGGACCAAACCAGACAAAUAUGAUAAAAUGGAUUGCAAGGGUAUUGAAACAGUUAGGAGAGAUAAUUGUACCUUAGUGGUAGAUGUCAUCAAUACUUGUUUGCAAAAAUUGCUGAUUGAUAAAGAUCCUGAUGGUGCAGUGAGCUACUCGAAACUCGUUAUUUCCGAUCUAUUACAAAAUAACAUAGAUAUUUCUCAAUUGGUAAUUACAAAGGAGCUUACUAAAGAAGAUUAUACAGCCAAGCAAGCCCAUGUGGAAUUGGCCAAGAAAAUGAAAAAAAGAGAUCCGGGAAAUGCUCCUAAAUUGGGAGAUCGUAUUCCGUAUGUUAUCACUUCAGCAACAAAAACAGCUAAGGCUUUUGAAAAGGCCGAAGAUCCUAUUUAUGUAUUAGAAAAUAAUAUUCCUAUAGAUGCUAAAUAUUACCUAGAAAAUCAACUAUCAAAGCCUUUGAUUAGAAUUUUUCAGCCUAUAUUAGGAGAUAAUGCUGAAUCUAUACUUUUACGUGGUGAACAUACAAGAACCCGUACAGUGGUCACGUCAAAAGUGGGAGCUCUUUCCGCAUUCACACAAAAAAAGGAAACUUGUUUAGGAUGCAAAUCGGUUCUGCCAAAGGGCUACGAAGCAGAGGCCUUGUGUGCCUAUUGCAAACCAAAGGAAUCUACAAUUUAUCAACAGGAACUGUCUCAUCAUCGUAUGUUAGAAGAUAGAUUUUCCGACUUGUUCACUGAGUGUCAAAGAUGUCAAGGUUCAUUACACGAAGAAAUCCUUUGCACAAGUAGAGAUUGUCCGAUAUUUUAUAUCAGGAAAAAAGUUCAAAUGGAGCUUGAAACAACCAAAACGAAAAUCGCUCGAUUUGGAGAUCCUGUGCCUGUGGAAGAAGAGGCUACUGAACAAGAUAUGUUUUAAAUAAUUAUUACGUUGCCCAUUUUCAUUCUAAAAAUCAUUAUUAUUUUUAAACUUGGAUAUAAAAUGCUCAGUUUUUAAAUUAUGAAUUCUCAUUUUGUAUUUUGUGUAUUUUUAAUUUAAAUAAAACUGUUAAAAAAGUA
Messenger RNA from Ceutorhynchus assimilis (cabbage seed weevil), 3401 nucleotides. The record is from the annotation of a GenBank genome assembly. NCBI's taxonomy places the organism in Eukaryota, Metazoa, Arthropoda, Insecta, Coleoptera, Curculionidae.